AUGCAUCGUAUUCUUAUUGUUUUGUCUUAUGUUAUUUUCAUAAGUUAUAUCAAUGGAGCUUCGUUUCAACUACCAGCAUCAACUGAUAGUGAUGCUGUUGAAUUGAGUAACUUGGUGGAAAAGUUUUGGUCUUCAAAACCUGUUGAAAUUAACAAAGUAGAUCCUGUAAUAUAUUGCAAAGUUGUAGAAACAUGCUGUGAAGAAAAUCAACGUCAAGAAGCAAUACCCUUGUUUUUUUCAGAAUCUUUCGAUACGGAUGAUAAAAACCGCUUUAAAGAAAUAGUUGGAUCUUGUGUUAAUUCCACAGUACAAAAAGGAGGAGAUAAAUGGUGUCAAACAUACUCUCAAGAGAUGAUCUCACCUUGGAAUCUUCGGUCAAAUUCCCAGGUGAUGCAGUUUAGACAAGUGAUGAUGAAACUUCUCGAAAAACGUGAAAACAUCGAUAACAAUACACCAGAUAUUUGUGACGAUGAAGAAAAGUAUGCUGUUAUGUGUCUAACUAACAAGAAAUUAACCCAAAGAUGUGUUCAUAAAAUGCUUAAAGAUCUGAUUAAGCGCCUUGGUUAUAAGUCUUAUGAAGAACUUGUAAUGAAAUACAAACAAGCACUGAUCGAUAUUAAUCAAGAAUGGUCUACAAUAUCCAUUAAAAAUGGAGAAACAAAUUAA
Adineta steineri is the source of this 666-nucleotide messenger RNA. Lineage: Eukaryota; Metazoa; Rotifera; Eurotatoria; Adinetida; Adinetidae. The record is from the annotation of a GenBank genome assembly.